CAAUGGCAUUUUGGCAUCAACAUCAGCUGCCACCUCCACUGCCUCAGAGCAAUCAGGGUUUUGGAGGUAAUGAACAGCCAACUCUGCCUAACCAGAGGUUCCAAACAUGGCCCACUGCACCUCGGGGCCAAUCACUGCAGUCUCCCUACAGUGUGCCUCCACCGAGUGUGCCACCACCUGCACCGCAGCAGUUUUACCCACCACCCAGUGUACCUCAGCCACAACCCCCAUUGCAGCAACACCCGUUGCAGCCACCUCCAAUGAGGCUACCCCCGUUGCAGCCACCGCCGCUGCAGCCACCACCGUUACAGCCACCACCGUUACAGCCACCACCGCUACAGCCACCACCGCUACAGCCACCACCGCUACAGCCUCCUCCUCAGUUUCCUGAAAACAGUGCCCUUAGACCACCACCAUGGAUGAAUAGUGUACCACCUACGCAGCAUGUUAAUGUGCUCACAAGCGAGAUACCACCAGAGGAAGCGUCGACGGAUGACACGCAGGCUAAGAGGCUACCACAGUGGCUGCAGAAGAAAGUCAAGCAGUAUGAAUUGAGCCAACAGAGUUCCAUCAAGAAGGAGAAGGUGUCAACUGCUAAAGAGGAAACAUCCCCCCUGAUUGUGCUUAGAGAAGCACUAGAAGCCCUGGAAACUCUGAAGAGUCUGGAAAAAUUGGCUGAAAGCCUUGUUCGGCGGGGAAACGAUGAACAGUGGUCGGCACUCAUGCAGCAUGUUGAGCUGCACCAGGCAAAGCUCCAGUCACGAUGUCAACAGCUCUCCAAGGAGGAUGUUCUGUCUCGACUACUUACUUCAGUUGAGCGAAGACGAAAGAAAAGGGAGAGGUUGAAGCGACAGCGUGUACGACGAGAACAAGAAGCUGAAGAGCAUGCCAAGCAGGUUGCCAUGGUCGAAGCCAAAAUUAAUGCACGCCGUCAACGGAUAUUGGAGCGAGCAAAUCAAGAAAGACAGGAAGAAGAAAUGAAAGAGGAAGUGGACUCUAUCCUGGGAGAAAUACGGUUCAAAAUUAGCCAGACAAGAGAAUAUCUUGAUAAGCUGGAAGCCAUAAAACAGCUUCGGGCCGCUCGCAAAGAAUCUUAUCAGCAAAAAGGUCUCUACGUCGCUCCAGAAGCAGAUAGUAACUUUGAAGAAGGGUUCUCAUCUGUGCACCGCCUUCUUGAAAAUCAGCUUUCAGAUUAUUUGAAGGAGGAGACUGCUCUCAAAGUCAUGCUCGAAACUGAACAGAAGGAACAGUUCGAGAGCAAAAAGCUUGCAAACAAACAGGCGGCUGUCCUCAAAAGCUUGUUCGGAAGCACAGAAGUCAACUCCGAAGUGCUUCCAUUCAAUAAACUUUAUACAUCUUCAAACGAAAGCAUUGAUUCCUUAGCAUGGGUUAGAAACGCUUGGGACUUCCUCGUGCCUCCAGAUCAUCCAGCGGGUUCUUCUGUGCCUGUGCAAUGGGUUGUACCUCAGAAGCCCUCAUCCCACUCGUGGGCUAUGUACUGCACAUCCUAGACAUGCCAGUCAACGUGAAGUUUGUAAAUAAAUGAAAUUCCAAUGGUA
Messenger RNA from Rhipicephalus microplus (southern cattle tick), 1559 nucleotides. RefSeq lists its product as uncharacterized. Gene Ontology annotation, cellular component: U12-type spliceosomal complex. NCBI's taxonomy places the organism in Eukaryota, Metazoa, Arthropoda, Arachnida, Ixodida, Ixodidae. The record is from RefSeq and is a predicted model, not a curated record.